Molecule: messenger RNA, 1201 nt
Organism: Vespula vulgaris
Lineage: Eukaryota; Metazoa; Arthropoda; Insecta; Hymenoptera; Vespidae
Exons: 5
Coding region: 107-952 (281 amino acids)
Source: RefSeq, a predicted model, not a curated record
GCCAUUUAACAAAUUUAUUUUCUAAUACAAAUGUAAAUAAAUAUAUAUAUAUGCAUAUAUGUAUAUAUAUAUAUAUAUAUAUAUAUAUAUAUAAUGAUAUGAGAAAAUGGAUUCUUAUAAUUAUUAUAGUAAAUGGUUUAAUUCAAACGAAAUUGUAAAUAAAAUAGAAAAUGUGACUCCCGUAAGUGUUGAAAUAAAUAUUAUAAAAAACAUGAUAGAUAUGUUUGAAGAAAGUUUUCGACAGAAGGAAGUACAAUUAAAUAAUAUGAACAUUCAAUUGAACAAUACUGGCCAAGAAAAAUGGAUUAUAAGAGAUCAGUUUUGUUGUCAAGUGUGGAACUUUUCACACGAUCAUGAUUUUUCACAAGUUUUUCAACAUUAUCCAUAUAUUAUAAAUUCAAUUAAACCUCAUAAUUGUUCUUAUAUUAACGAAGUUAAAAGUAUUAGAAAUGAAAACAAUAAUAGAGCAGAUGUGCAGAAUAAUGCAGAAAAUAUUCAAAAGCUUUCAAAAGAUAUUGCUAUUUUAACAAAAAAAAUACUUAUUAUUACUAUUAAUAGAAAUACACAAGAAAUAACAAUAAAAAAUUUGUCCACAAAAUUAGAACAACUACAAUUAUUUUCAGAAAAAAUGGUGGAACUUCUUAGGUUAAUAUCUACUGUUGAGAACUUAAAUGAUAAUAAAAAAUUUGAAAAUAAUGUUCAUGCAAAUAAAGAUAAUACGUUGGCAUUUACUACGGCAAAAAAACUUCUUGGGCAAUUUAAGCAACUUUCUCCUGUUUUAACUAAAAACAGUAUCGCAUCAAAAACAAUGGCUGCAAAUAAUAACACAAUAGAACAUUUCAUUGAAGUAAAUAUAACUUUUCUAUACAAACAUAUUAUUCACAAAUGUUAUAUCAAUCAAAACCAUUGUAUUAAAACAAAUGAUAUUCUAUUUACUUAUUUUACAGUGUAAUAAAAAAUUGAAAACCAAAUUUUCAUUAAAAAUACAAAGUAAUAUAUCUUUACAGUUUGAGCAAAAUCGACGUCUUAAAGAAAAAGAGAAAAAAUGUUAAUAUCUUUCUUACAUUAAACUUUUGAAAUAUUUCUAAUAAUUAUAUUUAAUAAUAUAUAUAAUAUAUAUAAUAAUAAAUAAAUAUUUCUAAUAAUUAUAAAAAAAAAUUAUUAUAUAAUUGUUAUUCCAUACAAAAGAUAAUUAAAAGUU